AUGCAUCCAAUUAUACAACGCCUACGGAAAACGAGACAACUGAAACAACUCAAAAUCUCUAUAAAACCACAAAAAACGACUACAUUUGCUCAACUAUUUAAAACAUGUACUGACUAUGAUGUGGAACAUUUCACAAGUUAUAAAUUUACCAAAUGGCUACAUCGUCCAGCAGAUGCAGCUGCCUUAGGAGUAUUUCGUAUGUUAUAUAAAUUUACAAUUAUCCUAUUUUUCCUAGGAGCCGCCAUGUUAAUAGACAUAGCUGAGGAAAGAGGUGGCAGUCAAAUGGAUGCGUUUGGUGAAGCUAAACACUGCCAUUUUCCUUUAUUCGAUGGUAUACAAGCAUUUAGUUUCCCUAUUAUGGGUUGUGUGUAUCUGUGCAUGUGGUUGGGCGCUAUUGGUAUAAUGUUGGGUUAUCGGUUUCGUUUGAGCUGUUUAUUAUUUGUGGUACCCUAUUGGUAUAUUUUCUUAUUAGAUAAACCGGCUUGGAAUAAUCAUAGUUAUUUGUUUGGCUUAGUGGGUACUAUGUUAUUGUUUACCCAGGCCAAUCGUUAUUGUUCUUUAGAUAAAUACCUAAAACCCCAAAUGCCCUCAACUGUACCCUAUUGGAAUUAUUUUAUUAUAAAAUUUCAAUUCUUUAUUUUAUAUAUGUAUGCGGGUUUAAAAAAACUUACCGCUGAAUGGUUAUCCGGUUAUGCAAUGUUCUUAAGCCGCCAUUGGGUAUUGAGUCCUUUUCGUUGGGUUCUCUCGGAAGAUUUAGCAGAUUUGUUGAUUGUUCAUUGGUUUACAGCGAUAUUUGACUUUUCUAUUGCUUUAAUGACUUGCAGUAAGACACGCGUGUUUGGCAACGCCCUUUAUGAUCAGUUUCAUUUGAUGAAUUCACGGUUGUUUGUAAUCG
Molecule: messenger RNA, 895 nt
Organism: Lucilia sericata (common green bottle fly)
Lineage: Eukaryota; Metazoa; Arthropoda; Insecta; Diptera; Calliphoridae
Product: vitamin K-dependent gamma-carboxylase-like
Biological process (GO): peptidyl-glutamic acid carboxylation
Molecular function (GO): vitamin binding; gamma-glutamyl carboxylase activity
Source: RefSeq, a predicted model, not a curated record